This is a messenger RNA of Momordica charantia (bitter melon), 999 nucleotides long. The record is from RefSeq and is a predicted model, not a curated record. NCBI's taxonomy places the organism in Eukaryota, Viridiplantae, Streptophyta, Magnoliopsida, Cucurbitales, Cucurbitaceae.
UUUUUUCUUUCGAACCUUUUUCUAAUAGUUUCUUGUAUUCUUGAGCAGUCGGUGAUCUAAACCAUCUGAUUUCUGCAACGAUGUCCGGCGUAACCUGCUGUUUGCGAUUCCCGGGACAGCUCAACUCAGAUCUCCGAAAGCUUGCCGUCAAUCUCAUCCCAUUUCCUCGUCUCCACUUCUUCAUGGUGGGUUUCGCUCCCCUCACUUCCCGUGGAUCUCAGCAAUACAGAGCUUUGACCGUGCCUGAGCUCACUCAGCAAAUGUGGGACGCCAAGAACAUGAUGUGUGCUGCUGAUCCCCGACACGGCCGUUAUCUUACUGCCUCGGCUAUGUUCAGGGGUAAGAUGAGCACCAAGGAGGUCGAUGAGCAGAUGAUCAAUGUCCAGAACAAGAACUCUUCCUACUUCGUUGAAUGGAUCCCCAACAAUGUGAAAUCCACCGUCUGUGACAUUCCCCCAACUGGGUUGAAAAUGGCAUCGACGUUCAUCGGUAAUUCAACAUCAAUCCAGGAGAUGUUCCGCCGAGUCAGUGAGCAGUUCACAGCUAUGUUUAGGAGGAAGGCUUUCUUGCAUUGGUACACAGGGGAGGGUAUGGAUGAGAUGGAGUUUACUGAGGCCGAAAGCAAUAUGAAUGAUCUGGUGUCUGAGUAUCAGCAAUACCAAGAUGCUACAGCUGAUGAAGAUGAUUACUACGACGAAGAUGAGGUUGAGGAACAGGAGGAAUGAAGGGACGUAUAGGGUGUUUGGACUUUCAAUUGCCAGUCUCUGGCAAGGAAGUGGUUGGAUUUUAUUAGGCCUAAAUGAAUUCUCAUAGCUGUAGAAUGUAGUUUAGGCCAUAAUAUCGUCAAUUAAGAUUUGCUUUCCCUUUUUGGUUCUUAAUUGUGUCAUCUGGAUAAUGGAACAUGAAGAAUAUCAGUUACAUAUAUGCGGUUGUGUAAUUUGUUAUCCUGCAAGUUUUCUCAGUUGAAAAUAUUUUCAGGUUUAUGUUCUUCCUUUCACA